AUGUCUUCUGGGUCACAUGACUCGCCCACGUUCCAAGAGACAAUUGCUAUGUUGCAGGGCAUUGGUCCGUCCUCAAUUCCUGAAGAAUGGGAGUUCGGACUCUGCCAAGGUAGAAACAAAGAUGAAAAAGCGUCACGAUGCCGACUAUCUGGCCAAGAUCCAGAAAGAACUAAACAACUUUGCAACAUCCUCAUCCUCAUGAAACAAAACAUUGCAACACAAGAAUUCUUUGAUCAGCUUCAUGUUUUUGUUACCAUUUCCCAUUGUGGAGAUCAUGUAGACAUCUCCAGAAAGAUUGUCGAGGAGUGGAGGGAGAAGUGCAUUACAGACGGCGGCAAAUUUACCAAUGAAUGUUGCAAUGUAACCGACCACGAUUCCGGCAACGACCGCACGUCUAUAAGGGGCAACAGCACCACAGAAAACGGUCUCUGUGAACCCACCAACCCGAUGCAGCUUGAAAGAAUGAACGAAGUCAAACACGACGGCAACUCCCACGUCGAGACCAUCGUAGAUGGCAUCUCCACUAUGGAUCUAACUUCAACAAACCAAACCAACCACACCAGUCAGAUAAGUGAAGUUAGGAACAACAGUCCGGAGUAUAUCUUCAGGCUUGGCCUAGCAAGCUUGAAGCGUUCAAAUUCUCUACGGAAUGACUCACCUAUUUUCACGGAAAUCUACAAACCACUUACUCAAACCCAAAAAAAGGAUGGAAUCCUUUACGUUGUUGAGUUAGAUGCAGAGAAAGGGUGGUACAAAAUUGGUUGGACGACUAAAACCAUCGACGGACUCAGCCACAAGUGCAGCCUCGAGUCGAACGCGAAGGUCGUCUACAAAAGCCCUGGUGGUCCUUUUUUUGCGGCAGAUAAAGCGAAGAAACUUGCACUCGCUGCUCUCCACGAUAACAAGAUCCAUAUUUCGCCGUGCGAUGACUGUGGAAGCAGGCACAGAGAGUGGAUUGGCGCCACAAGAGAGAGGGUGAUAGAGACGGUGAAAAGUAUGGAAACCUUCGUUCAGCUUCCCGCAUACAAGCCAAUGGAUGGCGACAACUGGAAGCUUUCCGAGACUGCUGCUGAGCUAGUGGGAAGAAUGUGUCGCUUUUCCCUUUCGGAGUUGGAAAGUGCAACAACUAUAACAGAAACGCCCCCACUCGAUGACACGGCUACCAGCUUCAUGACACCGCAGAAGCAAGGAACAACUAUUAUUGUUGAUGGGAUUGAUACUCCACAAAGUUCACAAGACUCCUUUGAGGUCGCAUAUGACAAGAGCCCACCAUCUCCGACUGAAGUGAAAACCGGCAAAAGCAAACGCACGUCUAUGGGUUCCAUUAUAAAAAGGGGGAUUAUAAAGACUAGCAACGUAUAUAACUAUUUCAGACACUCGCAGGAAGAAACCGCGGAGACUGAUAGAAGCGAUAAGACAAAAGACUGGGGGUCAGGAGACAGACGUGGGAGUGAAACCAAAGAAGAGAAGGCUAUUCUGGAUAUCUUCUGGAGCAUGUUUCCCGAGAAAAUUACAACUGAAAAGGGGGAUGUGCACAACAAGGGAUCUCGCCCAAGCAGCUGGUUCAAGCGACACUUUUGGAAAUUCUGGAGAACAAGCCCCAACUCAACGACAUGA
Messenger RNA from Colletotrichum truncatum, 1617 nucleotides. RefSeq lists its product as uncharacterized. Lineage: Eukaryota; Fungi; Ascomycota; Sordariomycetes; Glomerellales; Glomerellaceae. The record is from RefSeq and is a predicted model, not a curated record.